AGCCGGCUAAUCGUUUAGCAUACGGUCUCUGCGGUUUAGGCUGCUACUUUUGCUCGUUAUCCGCGGUUACCGUCAGUUUACCGUUUCACCGACGGCAGCUGAAUGGCCGUUGUAGCUGACACACCGAGACACGACUCGACGACGGUCGAUCUGCGUUCGUGCUGAUGUUUGUGACCGUCAGCAUCCGUUAGCAGUGUCACUGCAACCGAAGGGACGUCGACUAGUGUUUGCCUGCUAAAGCUAACACAACAACAACAACAACAACAGUCCUGUCAGCAGCAGCUGAGGCCUCCACAUCUGCUGACGUUUGUUGAAGCGUGAUGGGGAAUCAGCUGGCUGGGAUCGCCCCCUCUCAGAUCUUGUCUGUGGACAGUUACUUCUCAGACAUCCACGACCAUGAGUACGACAAGAGCCUGGGCAGCACUCGCUUCUUCAAGGUGGCCCGGGCCAAACACCGGGAGGGCCUGGUGGUGGUCAAAGUCUUUGCCAUCCAGGACCCAUCAUUGCCUCUGACCAGCUACAAGCAGGAGCUGGAGGAGCUGAAGAUCCGGCUGUACUCCUGCCAGAACUGCCUGCCCUUCCAGAAAACCUCCCUGACAGAGAAAGCCGCCAUCCUGUUCCGCCAGUACGUCCGGGACAAUCUGUACGACCGCAUCAGCACCCGGCCGUUCCUCAACAACGUAGAGAAGCGCUGGCUUGCCUUCCAGAUCCUCAACGCCGUCGAUCAGGCACACAAAGCCGGCGUCCGCCACGGAGACAUCAAGACGGAGAACGUGAUGGUGACCAGCUGGAACUGGGUGCUGCUCACAGACUUCGCCAGCUUUAAGCCAACAUACCUGCCGGAGGACAACCCUGCUGACUUCAACUACUUCUUCGACACGUCCAGACGGAGGACAUGCUACAUCGCACCAGAGAGGUUUGUGGACGGAAGUAUGUUUACCACGGAAAGCGACCAGAAUACACCGCUGGUGGACCUGACCAACAACAACCAGAGGAGCAGAGGGGAGCUCAAGCAGGCCAUGGACAUCUUCUCUGCAGGUUGUGUCAUAGCAGAGCUGUUCACUGAAGGCGUCCCACUCUUCGAUCUGUCCCAGCUGCUGGCGUAUCGCAAAGGACAUUUCCAGACGGAGCUGGUCCUCAUGAAGAUCGAGGACUGGAGCAUCCGAGAGCUGGUGGCUCAGAUGGUGCAGCGGGAGCCUGAGAAGCGUCUGACAGCAGAGGAGUAUCUGAAGCAGCAGAGAGGGAAAGCCUUCCCUGACAUCUUCUACACCUUCCUGCAGCCGUACAUGGCUCAGUUCGCCAAAGAGACCUUCCAGUCCGCGGAUGAGCGAGUGCUCGUCAUCCGCAAAGACCUUGACAACAUCCUGUACAACCUGCGAGGAGGUUCCUCCUCCUCCUCGCCUUCGUCCCCGGAGAGCAGCGAGGGUGUGCUGAGCUCCAGGGAGGAGCAGGGCCUCAUCGUGCUGGUGUCUGUCAUCACGUCCUGCCUGCAGACGCUGCACUCCUGCGAUUCCAAACUGGCUGCUUUGGAGCUCAUCCUCCACCUGGCUCCCCGGCUCAGCGUCGACAUCCUGUUGGACCGCAUCACACCCUAUCUGCUGCACUUCUGUAACGACCCUAUGCCUCGCGUGCGUGCUCAGGCCGUGCGAACUCUGGCCAAAGUGCUGGCUCUAGUGAAGGAGGUGCCGAGGAACGACGUCAACAUCUACCCAGAGUACAUCCUGCCAGGCAUCGCCCACCUCGCCCAGGAUGAUGCCACCAUCGUCAGGCUGGCGUACGCAGAGAACAUAGCCCAUCUGGCAGAGAGCGCUCUGCGUUUCUUGGAGUUGGUUCAGGAAAACAACGUGAACACAGAGCAGGACCUGAGCGGCGAAGACACGGAGGAAACGCUUCACCCCAACGAAAACUACGACUCAGAGCUGCAGGCGCUGCACGAGAUGGUGCAGCAGAAGGUGGUGACGCUGCUCAGCGACUCUGAGAACAUUGUCAAACAGUCGCUGAUGGAGAACGGCAUCACCCGUCUCUGCGUCUUCUUCGGCCGACAGAAAGCCAACGACGUUCUGCUGUCUCACAUGAUCACCUUCCUCAACGACAAGAACGACUGGCACCUCCGGGGAGCCUUCUUCGACAGCAUCGUGGGCGUGGCUGCGUACGUGGGCUGGCAGAGCUCCUCCAUCCUGAAGCCUCUCCUGCAGCAGGGUCUGACUGACACGGAGGAGUUUGUCAUCUAUAAAGCUCUGAACGCUCUGACCUGUAUGUGUCAGCUGGGCCUGCUGCAGAAACCUCACAUCUACGAGUUUGUGGGUGAUAUCGCUCCGUUCCUGUGUCACCCCAACCUGUGGAUCCGUUACGGGGCGGUGGGCUUCAUCACUGUGGUCGCUCAGCACCUCAACGUGGCCGACAUCUACUGCAAACUGAUGCCUCACCUCAACCCUUUCAUCACCCAGCCCAUCAUCCAGAUCGAUAAGGAGCUGGUCCUUCUGAGCGUCCUGAAGGAGCCGGUGAGUCGCUCCAUCUUCGACUACGCCCUGCGCUCCAAAGACAUCGCCAGCCUCUUUCGACAUCUGCUGCUCCGACAGAAGAAGCGUGCUGGGUCUAUCCCAGAAUGCCCCACUCCUGAGGACCCGGCCAUCGCUCAGCUGCUGAAGAAGCUUCUCUCACAGGGGAUGACGGAGGCGGAGGAGGACAAGCUGCUUGCGCUCAAAGACUUCAUGCUGAAAUCCAACAAGGCCAAAGCCAACAUGGGUGAGCAGAGCCACAUGGGAGAGGCCGCUCAGACGGGCGUCAUUGACCUGGCCACGCUCGGCAUCAUGGGCCGCCAAGUGGACCUGGUCAAACCCAAGGCCGAGGCCGAGGAUAAGAGAGCGAGGAAGCACACGAAGCAGGACUCGACCAUGAACGAGGAGUGGAAGAGCAUGUUUGGAUCCCAGGACCCGCCCUCCGCUCAGCCCGCCACGGCUGCGGACGGGUCGGCGGGUCAGGUCAGGAAGAGCGCCGUGGCCCCGGCGGUACCCGUGCUGCAGUCGGUGGUGAGCGGUCCCGCCUACCAGCGCCGCAUCAACACCUGCAAGGCGGAGCUGCAGCAGCUGGUGCAGCAGAAGAGGGAGCAGUGCAGCGCUGAGCGCAUGGCCAAGCAGAUGAUGGAGAGCGCAGAGUGGGAGAGUCGACCUCCGCCGCCCGGGUGGCACCCCAAAGGCCUGCUGGUCGCCCAUCUCCACGAACACAAAGCUGCCGUGAACCGAAUCAGGGUCUCAGAUGAACACUCCAUCUUUGCCACGGCAUCCAACGAUGGUACCGUCAAAGUCUGGGACAGUCAGAAGAUGGAGGGCAAGACCACGACCACCAGAUCAGUGUUGACUUACUCUCGUAUCGGCGGCCACGUGAAGACGUUGACCUUCUGCCAGGGGUCACAUUAUUUAGCUGUAGCCUCAGACAACGGAGCCAUCCAGCUUCUGGCAGUCGAAGCUAACAAACCACCAAAGUCCCCCAAAGUUCAGCCCUUCCAGACCAGGUCUCUGGACCUGCAGGAGGACGGCUGUGCGGUCGACAUCCACCAUUUCAACUCGGGCGCUCAGUCGGUGCUGGCGUACGCCACCGUCAACGGCUCGCUGGUCGGCUGGGACCUUCGCUCCAACUCCAACGCCUGGACGCUGCGUCACGACCUUCGCCUCGGGCUCAUCACCUCCUUCACCGUCGACAUGCACCAGUGCUGGCUCUGCCUAGGCACGAGCAGCGGCACCAUGGCCUGCUGGGAUAUGCGUUUCCAACUCCCCAUUUCAAACCACUCCCACCCUGCUCGAGCACGAAUCAGACGGCUGCUCAUGCAUCCGCUCUACCAAUCAUCUGUCAUCGCAGCUGUCCAGGGGAAUAACGAAGUGUCGAUGUGGGACAUGGAGACCGGAGAUCGUAAAUUCACGCUGUGGGCCAGCUCUGCGCCCCCACUGUCUGAGAUGCAGCCGUCUCCUCACAGUGUUCAUGGGAUCUACUGCAGUCCUGCUGAUGGGAACCCUCUGCUCCUGACGGCCGGCUCAGACAUGAGGAUCAGGUUCUGGGACUUGGCGUAUCUGGAGAGGUCCUACAUCGUAGCGGGAGGAGCCAAUGACUCGCUGCACUGCCCGUCUGUUCUCUACAGCAGGAAGAUCAUCGAAGGAACUGAAGUCGUACAGGAGAUCCACAGUAAACAGAAGAGCGGCGUGGUGGAGGACUCGCCUCGCCGCGGCCCAGAAUCCCUGCCUGUGGGACACCACGACAUCAUCACUGACAUCGCCACCUUUCAGACCACGCAGGGCUUCAUCGUCACCUCGUCCAGAGACGGCAUCGUCAAAGUCUGGAAGUGAAGUUACACGGCAACAGUAAAAAUCCCCACACACCCACACACACCCACACACACACACACACACACCCACAGGAAAACGUGUAGGGUGUGUGUUUAAGUGCUUCUUUGUGUUUUUCAUUCUUUUCUGUUCGCUCACACAAACACGGCGCAGACAUCCUGUGGUUUCUGUGAUGGAGUGAGACGGGAGAAGACGUCACUGACCUGACUCUCUCUGGGGUUGGAUCUGUUUUCCUCUCUUUCACAGACUAAAUGAUUAAUUGAUGAAAAAUAUUCAGCAGAUUCAUCAGUUCCAGUUUUUUUCUCUGGUUAAUCCAAACAUCUGUUCGGCCACUUCUCCCUGUCCACGUCUCAUUGAAUGAAUCAGAUUAAAUUAUAUCAUUGGAAAUUCUUGUUAAUAUAUGGAGUUGCAUCAUGGGAAACGUAGUAUCUGGUGUUUAUGAAGUUUGACCUGUACUGCAGACUAAAAGUCAGGGUGUCAUACUGUGAUCAUUAUUAUUGAAUCUGUCCUUUGUGCUCAGAGUUGAACAACAACAGGAAGUGAUGAUUCUUCACUUCCUGUUGAAGGACGUCAGGAUAAUUGAUAAACUGAGAGAAUGAUUUCUGAUCUGAAGAGCCUGACACCUGCCAGGUGUGUCUGGUUCUGAGUGUCUGAACUGAACCUAAAUGUGCUGAACACCAGCGUCCUGCAUCUGACUCCUCACAACACCAUGGAUUUUAAUUCAAUCAGAACUUUUUCAUUUCAUGUCCCAUAAAAACUAAUUUACUGGCAGAUGAACCAAAAAAAAAAAAACCCACCUGCACUUUCUUUCUGUCGCUUCUUUCAGUCUACAGCAGGAGGUUUUGUACAUACGUUAUUAGAAAUCUGAGUGAUGUAAAGUUUAAUCAGAAACUUGUACAAAUGAAGUUUGUUGCUGCAGAUCAGAACCAUGUGACCUUCAGUUUGUUCAUCUGAUGAAUAAAAUCAAUUCUCCUUA
Molecule: messenger RNA, 5310 nt
Organism: Toxotes jaculatrix (banded archerfish)
Lineage: Eukaryota; Metazoa; Chordata; Actinopteri; Toxotidae
Gene: pik3r4
Product: phosphoinositide-3-kinase, regulatory subunit 4
Exons: 21
Coding region: 321-4337 (1338 amino acids)
Biological process (GO): autophagy of peroxisome; late endosome to vacuole transport; protein targeting to vacuole
Cellular component (GO): late endosome; phosphatidylinositol 3-kinase complex, class III, type II; nucleus-vacuole junction
Molecular function (GO): protein binding; ATP binding; protein serine/threonine kinase activity
Source: RefSeq, a predicted model, not a curated record